Folsomia candida is the source of this 2751-nucleotide messenger RNA. RefSeq lists its product as uncharacterized. The record is from RefSeq and is a predicted model, not a curated record. The transcript has 2 exons. Lineage: Eukaryota; Metazoa; Arthropoda; Collembola; Entomobryomorpha; Isotomidae. Bases 27 to 1385 code for a protein of 452 amino acids.
UGAACCUGAUUCUCAAGCUCCGUCCAAUGUUGCCUUCGCUGCUGGACCAGGACAUAAAGAGCAGCACCGACACGGAGGUGGCGGUGGCAAGAAUAAAUCUGGCAACAAUGGAAAUCAAGCUCAGAACAGCAAUUCCAAUCAAAAGAGAAAGGGGAAUUGCAACUAUUGUAGCAAACCCGGACAUUGGGCCAGAGAAUGUCGCAGCCGCAUCAGGGAUGGACUAUGCUGGCGAUCGAAACGACCGAAGGUCAACAUCGGGAUACGCCGCUUUCCUGGGGGAAAGUCUCAUCUCAUGGGCAGCCCAGAAGCAAGAGGUGGUAUCAUUAUCAUCAACAGAAGCCGAGUACAUAGCCGUGGCGUAUGGUGCACGAGAAGGAAUGUGGUUGCGAGCUUUCCUGAAGGAGCUGGGAUUACCACAGGGCCCCACCCCCGUCUUCGCGGACAACACGAGUGCAAUACGACUUGUUGAAAACCCAGAGUUUCACAAGCGUACAAAGCACAUCGAUGUCAAGUACCACUUCGUGAGGGAAUUAAAUGAAUCCAAUCAGAUAUCAACCCGAUACGUGUCUACCAACGAACAACGAGCAGACAUCUUCACCAAACCACUUGGGAGAGCAAAAUUUGUGGAAAAUCGGUCUCGCCUGGGAAUGAUUGAAGCACCCCAUGCUCAAAUUGAGGGAGAAAUUGAGGGAGAAAGUGAGGGAGAAAUUGACCCCAACAACAAAAACCCUGAACCCCCAGAACCUGCAAGUCCACUUCAUGCUCACCUCUCCGUGGAGGAUAAUGAACGAGCCAAUACCGGAAAUGAAAGGGGACCUCGCCAAUCGAGAAAAUUGGGAAUGCUGAAUUGGUUGCUGGUCAUGUUUCUAAUUGUGACAAGCCCAAGUGACGCAGUCCACAUCACCAGUUCACGUCCAAUCCUGUGGAGAAAGUCAAAGAUUCCCAUCAUCAGCGGGUAUGAGAAGGUCUUUGUGAAGCUCCAAUUAAUCAGCCCUUGCAUCCUCAUCAAUGCAAGCAUGAUGCACUACGAAACCCUGCAAGACGCCAGAAGGAUGUGUGAAGAGGCCUACCAAAACAAAUUCCUGAAGGAACUAGAGAAGAUGUGCCCUGCUUCCAAACGAAAAGAACCUGAUCAGGUCAACAAACGCAAACCAAGGUCCAAGCGAGUGAGGAGACUUGUUCUUAUCAUCGCGAUCAUUGUUGUUGGACUGGUAAUGGCUGGAGCAGCAGUUGGCGACUUUCUCCUCUCGGUGUCCAACAGUCGCAGACUUGGACAAGCCGAAGAUGUCAUCCUUGCCCAGGAUAGAGAGAUGGAAGUUUUGAACAAAGAAACAAAUCUCACCGAGGUGGCCCUGCCAAAGCUGAGGAGAGAUUUCAAUCAAUAGGCUGAAGAACUGGAAAGCCACGAACGCGAUUUCCAUGAACUCAAAAGCAAAUCUCCAAGUACCCACUUUGUCCUGUCAUCCAUCAUGUCGGGUCUUACGAUUGGAACCCCGAUAAUCAAGGCUGGAGCUCGAGAUUUCAAAAGAGGAUUUGUCUCACCACUCCUCUUUGACUACCUCAACAUUUCCCUGCCGUGUGAGACGACAACGUGCCAAAUGGAACAUGCUACAGCAGAUGGGUGCGGCUUCACAGCAAAGGAUGGGAACGCACUGGAGAUGGAAAUCUCAAUCCCAACCAUUGACCCGAACAUGACGCUGGUGGUCGUGGACCCAUUUGAUUUCAUUGUCCAAACGGAAAAUCAAACCUGCCGAGCCAGCUACACCGGUCCAACGACAGCAGUCUUGUCUCCAUCCGGGUGUCCAGUGGCUCUGAACGUGAAGAUCACUGGUGCGUAUGAACUCGUCUACGCUGCCACACAAGAGUGCCUACCCGAUAAGGAGGAGGACCGAUCACAUUUCAGAAUCAACUCCUGCAAAACUCGGAGACCAGGAGAUGAAAAAGAACUGAUUCAAGUGAAAUCACAUCACGGCUUUCUUUACAUCUACUGCUGGAAAUCACAGAUCACGAUUGAGAACCAACUGCAGCCCUGUCCAGAAGAGGUCUUCAUCCUGCCCGUCGGGACAAGAUUCCAAAUCAAUGAAAAGGACUUUGUGGGGUCAGUGGUCAACAUCAUCCACCAAGAGAGCCCUGAUCCAGCGUUCACGAUCAAAACGAAUCAUCAUCUCAACCCAAGACUCAACAUGUCCGAGCUAAUGAGAGACCCAAUGCUGACACACAUUUUCAACCCCCACGCCGAGGGACAUCGCUUUGGAACCGACGAUCAUGGUCAUUUGAUGAUAGGACUCCUGGUCGGACUACUGAUCAUAAUUGGCAUCCUUGUCGUGGUGAUUAUCCUGUGCUACUACUGCAACAGAAAGGUGAAGGUUGAGGUUAUAAAGACCCCAAAACCACGAGCACCACCAGGACCUGAUCAAUUACCAGCAUGGGUAUUCAGCCCCGAUAGCGUGGAACCGGAUCAAAACAUCAUUCCAAAUUAGCUUGAGGGAGAAUGUGAAAAAUGUGGAAUAUUAGGCUAUUUUAAUAUAGAUCAAGGACCUCAACUGUUCUUAAGUGCAAUCUAAUUUGAACACAUGUUUUAUGAUGUAUUGUAUGUAUGUGCUAAAAUGUCGGGUGACAUUUUAUUACAGGAAUGUCGAUCUAUUUCCGCUGCCCUCGGUCAGCUUCACCAAAUUAUCCUUUUUGUAUGAAUGCAAACUCAAUGUUAUAAAAGCACAUUGAAAUGAACUAAUAAAUAAUAGUUUGAAUCUG